Molecule: messenger RNA, 3398 nt
Organism: Salarias fasciatus (jewelled blenny)
Lineage: Eukaryota; Metazoa; Chordata; Actinopteri; Blenniiformes; Blenniidae
Product: E3 ubiquitin-protein ligase TRIM21-like
Exons: 10
Coding region: 717-1928 (403 amino acids)
Molecular function (GO): protein binding
Source: RefSeq, a predicted model, not a curated record
GCAGCUCUGAAGACUCAAGUUAUUUCCUCUGCAUCUGGAGAAAUCGUCCAGAAAGAAGACUGAAUGAUAAAAGUCACUAAAUUCUGAAGCAGAUCAGCUAUAUCAAAUGCUUUUAAUUAGUUUAACUUGAACCCUGAACUUUCACUAAAGACAGUUGUACUUUGUAACCUCCUCAGCAGAUAAACAGAGGAUCUGGAUUCUUCUCAUUUUGUGGCUGUGGACUGAAACAAGGACGGAUCUCGAAGGACACAAGGCCGUCCUGGUUCUCCACAAACUCCCCCACUUCCUCAGGCUUCUCCUUCAGACUCUGAUCGCUGCUGAUAUCAUGGAUUUGGUUGUGGUUGUAUCUUCAGGAUGCACAGUAACCCAGUCACCCUUAUCAGGGUUUAGCACCAGCUGGCCCUUCAGGGCACACCCGCAUCUUCCCACAACAUCAAACCCAGACUUGCUGCUGAUGUCCACCUCCCAGUGAGGCCUUCCAGAGGUCACGCUGUUGACCCCAGGACACUGCCCAACAUGUCCAACCUGUCAGCAGGAGGGAGAACUCCUGUGUUUUUUUUCUUCACUGUCUCUCACGUUCUUCAAAAAGAAGAGGCUCUCUUGUUGUUUUUGAAGAAGUGAAACUUCAUCAGUGAACGAAUGUUUGGCUCCAGGAGAUAAAAAAGGAGGCAGAUCACAGCUGAGUGUCACUCCAGCAGAGAGACGCAGAUGCCGUCAUGGCUGACAGGAGGAUUCCCCAGGAGAAGGAGGGAGGCACGUCUGAACCGGAGUCAUCCAGAGUCACCACACAAAGGAACCGUCCAUCUCCAGAGCCCACAGAAGAGGAAAGAGGUCCAUCAGCUGUUGAUACUCCGCAACCUGGAACCGCCGGUGAAUCAGACCAAUCUCAACAAGCACUGGACUUCUUCACUGAGGAACAGCAGGCAAAGCAAGAAAGGCUGAAAGCUGAUUUAAAGCAACAGAUUCACAUCAGAGAGCAACGGAAGGUGGAAGUCAGAUCAUCAGCAGCUGACUGUCAGGGCCGUCUGGAUGCUGAAUGGCUGCAAAUCAACAGCGUCUUCUCAGAUGUGAUUAAACUUGUUGUUGAUGCUCGUCAGAAAGCCCUUCAGCCUCUGGAGGACAGGAAAAGGGAAGUGGGGAAAGAAGCUGAAAGAAUUGUUCAGAAAAUCCAAAGAGAAAUUGAUACAUUUGAAAAAGCCAUUGGAGAAUUGAACAACAACCAGGUUUCCGCUGCAACAAACCUGGUUGAAUCUAACAAAACUGAAGAGAGCAGCGUGGAUACUUCACUCUCUUUUGGUACUCUCAGAGCUGCAACUUCAACCAUGAUGAAUCAGAUUCAGCAGGAACUGGAAAAGCUCACUUCUGUUGAACUGAAGAGGAUUUCAACAUUUGCAGUGGAUGUGAAGCUGGAUCCGACCACUGCCCAUCAGAACCUCGAUGUUUCUCCUGAUGGGAAGCAAGUCAGAGAUGGUGGAAAAAACUCUGGAGUUCCUGACACUGCUGAGAGGUUCGACAUGUUGGGCAGCGUCCUGGGGCUCAACGGCCUGACCUCUGGAAGGGCUUACUGGGAGGUGGACGUCGGCCGCAAGUCCGGCUGGGAUCUUGGUGUGGCAAAACGCAGUGCCAACCGCAAAGGCCAGCUGGAGCUGAACCCCGAGGAGGGUUACUGGGUUAUUGUUCACUAUGAAGAUAUAAUGUACGCAGCCAUGACGGCACCGCCUGUCAGAAUCAGUCUGAAGGAGAAGCCUAAGACAGUGGGGGUGUUUGUAGAUUACGAGGAAGGACUUGUGUCCUUCUACGAUGUCAAAACUCAGUCUCACAUCUAUUCUUUCACUGAGUGCUUGUUUGGCGGCGAGAUCCGUCCUUAUUUCAGUCCACACACACAAAAUGAGAAGAAUUCAGAUCCUCUGUUUAUCUGUGCUGUGUAGCUGCUGAAGAGGUUAAAAAGUAGAACUCUGCAAUUAAAAAACAGAUGUUUUAAAGCGUUUGAUGUGAUUGACCUGCUUUAGAUGAUGGGCGUUUUUCUCAAGAUGUGCAACGUAAAUACAGUGUUUUAUCAAAGAAAACAUAAUAGUACCUUCAAAACAUUAUCCUUGCAAUCGCUUGCUGUGAAUUGAAAAAAACAUGACUGACUUUACUGCAGAUGAGUUUUUCUCUUUUUAUUUGUUUUAUGCCAUUAACACACAGAGCAAUGCAAAGUGCUUCACAAAAAUGAAGAACUGAAUGAAAUUACAAUAAAAUCAUAAACAUAAGACAUCAGAUUGUGCCAGAUUGGAAGUUUGAAUUUACUCCUGCUCAGAGAUAUUGACCUUUGAACUUUCGCUUUGGUGCUUCUUUUAAAGCUUCUAUUUUCAGUUUCAUUUUAAUAAAGAAUCCAAAGGAGCAUGUUCCUCAACAAUCUAAACUCCUAAAUGUACUUAUUUUGUUUAUUUCACUCUUCUAUUGAGCGAAAAGGGGUAUUUUGAAGAUAGAACUACAACUCCUUAUAGUCUCAUGAUACAAAUCCAUUGACCAAGUCAUAGAUUUUGUAGUUCUUUCUGGGGUUUGAAUGUAGGGUUACAUUUAUGAGUUUAUGAACGCCAAUAAAAUAUAUGAACAGCUGAACAUACUACUGGUAAAGUGUAUUGUGUGUCUUAUGAAUUGACUGUGAUGAAGUACGUCGCUCUGGAUUUAUUUCUGUGAUUUGUAGCCCUGUCCGCCAAUUCUCGCGAGAUCUUGUUUUCUCGUGAUACCGCCAAUUCUUCCCCCAAAUUAAAAAGUUUUUGUCUGUUGACAGUCCGUAAGAUGAUUUUUGGCGCAGGGCCCCAGACAGAUGUGGAACAUAUAUAUACCAACACAGAUGGUACAUACACCUGCCAAACAGAUCGACGUAUGCGGCGGGUUAUUGAGUCUAUGGGACCACCCGGUUGUCAGUCCGUGUUGUUGUCACUACAGUUCCCAUAAUUCUUUGCAACCUGGUCACAUGAGCAAACAACCUCUGCUUGCUUGUAGCUAAGCUAGUCAGUACAAACAGAAUGGGAAACAUGAAGCUCCAGGCGCAUUGUCCACCUCUAACCUGUCAGUCACCAUAAUCACACAGUCUGUCCUCCAGUCUCCCAACUGGGGAGCACGGCGGGCGGCUGCACAGCAGAGCCAGCUGAAGCUGCUUUACGAGGCAGCUGGCAGCCAAUGGGUUACACCAGUCGUGUCCGCGCCCUGCGCUGCAUGGAGCGUCCUCAGUUAAACUCGCUUUGAUGUGUCGCUUUACUCACUAUUGAACACAUUUCAACCAAGAAUGGAACCACUUAGAUCGCCAAUAUGUAUUUCGCUCAUACAGAAAGUGGAUGAAUUUUUUUCUCCCCUUUUAUAUUGGAAUGGAUACGAUCGCGAUGUUUCCAGAAUGUUACUGUUCAGCAGUG